This is a messenger RNA of Clonostachys byssicola, 534 nucleotides long. Lineage: Eukaryota; Fungi; Ascomycota; Sordariomycetes; Hypocreales; Bionectriaceae. The record is from the annotation of a GenBank genome assembly.
AUGGCCAUCCUCAACACCAUCCAAACCCUCAUCUGCUCCGCCCCCGUCCACCUCGUCUGCUUCUUCGCCCUCCUCGGCACAGAACUUCACCAAUCCCUCAUCACAGCCAAGAAAUACUUCCACGCCCUACGAAGAAACCAGUCACUUACCUCCCACGAACGAGUCUCCCCCGUCCUCCUCCGCACCCAGUCCAUCCUCCUCAUUCUCGUCGCCGUCACCGUGCCCCCUCAUGGCCUCCUCUCACUCAUCGAGCACAAGUCCAGCUGGAUCCCGCUGCUGGUCGGUUCAUACGCCACGGCCCUCAACGUCUUUCUGUUCCAUCCUCGCGCGUCCAGGGCUUUGAGCGAUCUCCAGCUGCAGAGUAUCGCAAACACUUCAGGAAAAGCCAGCGAGACAGAGCCGCUCAACCCAAACGUCGCUGUCUUGGAGAAGAGCUUCCGUAGGAAUCGCGCUGCGACCGUGCACUUGAACAUCGUCACCGUCAUGGCUACGAUUUGGUACGGCUGCGGGUUGGCCAAGUCAUUCACCGCAUGA